CAUCAUAAUUAUGCAUUUCAUGGCGUUGUUUGUCAUAAGUUUCUGGAAUUUAUUUAGCGUUGCAAAAACGUACGAAAAUAUUGCCUUGAAUAGACCUGCAUGGCAGCAAUAUCCUGAGUUUCCAGGUGUUGGACCAUUUGACGCGGAUCGUGCUGUAGACGGAGAUAAAUCAUAUUUGUAUGUUCACGGAGGGCAAUGUACGUUAUCCAAAUAUGAACGUUCAACAGCAGAAUGGCGGGUAGAUCUGGGAGGAGUACUCAGCAUACACCACAUCUUUAUUCAAUAUGCAACGAAUAAUGUUAUAUGGGAUAGGAAUAACACCUUGACCACUAAUUUUCUGGGAUUUUCGCUCUACGUAUCAAACACAACUACCAAGGAGGCUGGGGUACUUUGUUUUAAGGACACAUUCUACACAAGGGAUACAAUUCCUAACCCCCUUAACAUAUCAUGUCGUCUGAGUGGGAGAUACGUCAUCUACUACAACAACAGAACCCACUUUCCGCUACCUGCAGGAUAUAGUGCUUACGCCUCCAAUGAUUUAUGCGAAGUAGAAGUAUAUGGUUGUCCGAAUGCAAGCUACUACGGGGAAAACUGUUCUACAUCUUGCCAUCAGAACUGUUUGGAUGGACGGUGUGACGUCGUGGAUGGAACAUGUCUAGGCUGCAUUCAAGGAUACACCGGAUUGACUUGUGAUACAGGUUGUAAUACAAUUGUAAUUAAUAUAUAUUUCUACGGAAAACACCACCUUUUUAUGUAUAUUAUAUAUUUAAUAAAUUGA
Messenger RNA from Magallana angulata, 778 nucleotides. RefSeq lists its product as uncharacterized. The coding region runs from base 11 to 778 and encodes 255 amino acids. The record is from RefSeq and is a predicted model, not a curated record. NCBI's taxonomy places the organism in Eukaryota, Metazoa, Mollusca, Bivalvia, Ostreida, Ostreidae. The transcript has 4 exons.